Messenger RNA from Mesocricetus auratus (golden hamster), 4140 nucleotides. It is a transcript of the gene Irx2, whose product is annotated as iroquois homeobox 2. The coding region runs from base 1741 to 3165 and encodes 474 amino acids. The transcript is spliced from 5 exons. Gene Ontology annotation, cellular component: nucleus. Lineage: Eukaryota; Metazoa; Chordata; Mammalia; Rodentia; Cricetidae. Gene Ontology annotation, molecular function: RNA polymerase II cis-regulatory region sequence-specific DNA binding; DNA-binding transcription factor activity, RNA polymerase II-specific. The record is from RefSeq and is a predicted model, not a curated record. Gene Ontology annotation, biological process: regulation of transcription by RNA polymerase II; neuron differentiation; cell development.
CCCACGCAGAAGCCGGUCACUCUCACGCUGGAGACCUCUGCCGCCCUCUACAAGCUUCAGAGCCCACCAAGGAUGAAAUGGCAGCUGAUCUGAGCUCAGGCUUGCUCCACAGCCUGUAGAGUCCGCGUGCACCACCUAGCCGGCUUCAAGGACUAGACACCUGUUGGGUGGGCGCCCCCUCCCGGGCCAGCUCAUACCUGACCCCUACGAGUCUCCGAGCGCCCCCCAUUGGCAGUCCUUCAGGUCCAGUGGACUGGGCCCGCGGCCCCUCUGGCCACCCACACCCUCACAUGGGGAAGGAGUGCAGGUAUGGGGGGUUGCAGUUUAGGGGCGAUUCCAACUUUCGCUAACCACUCAGCCUGAGGGACCAGCGAGUCACCUCCUGAACCAUAGGUUACCUUAGCCACUUGUGAAGCCGAUGCGCCACCUCACUGGCUGGCCCAUGUCCCUUCAAGAAGUGGCAGUGAGACUCUAGCAAAGUCACAGACAACUCUUCUGUCGAGAGUCUUCCCCAAAUUCGAAGACGCAUUCAACUUAACAAAAGAAAACAAAACUGUUUUUGGGUCAGGGUGGCUGGGGAUUUUUUUUUUUUUUGAGGCGAAUCACUCACUGACGCGUUCCAGACGUUAAUAGGCACGAAGUUCCUAACACAUAGCCUGGAAUCUUCUCUCCGUACUUGGGACAGAAGCCGCGUCAUCUAGGGGCCUUCUGGGAACAGCUCCAAAUCAAAAAACGCUCCUUUUCCGGGUCGAUGCUUGGCAGCACAGGCGCCAGGGACAGGCCACCAGACGCGAGGCCACGCGGGCAGCCUCGGUCUUGAGGCUAGGCGGACAGAGGACUGUAGAAGUGAGACUGCCCAGCAACUCUGCAGGUAGCUCCACACUACCCUCCAUCUCCCUGCGGCUUCUGCACUGGACACGGGAUGGAACCUGGGCCGGCAUCUUCAAGGUGACGAGGGAUGCCUGAUCCGUUCGUCCCUCCCGGUGGAUCGGACCGGCCUGACUGUGGAAGGCCUUUGCAGACCAGUGUGAAGAGAGCAAGAGCGCUGGUGGUGGUUGAAUGGGGCCCGGGGAGUGAGGAAGGUGGCUGGGCCGAGGCUGGAGUCGGCGGCAGCAGCGGAGUGCGCGGACGUGGCUGAGAGGACAUGCCAGUGGGAGGGGGUGAGAGCUACGCCCAGUUUGGCCAGGCCUGACUUCACCGCGGCAGGCCGCGGGCUGGGGCGGGAGCGGCUAGAAGAGGCUGCGCGACAAAAGCCUGCACGUCCCUCCCUCCUACCGCUCGCUGCCACUCCUCCGCCUUCACCAGCACUCCCCUCCCAUCGCUUUCUGCCCCUCCCCCGGCCUGGGCUCGGCCUCAGCAGCGGGCGGAGCAGGGGAGGGGCGAGCACCAGACUAUGCAAAUGAGAGUGUGACGGACAGCUCCGCGUUCCAAUGUCCCUCGGAAACUCCAACGCUCCUUCCUCAACUCCUCACUCCCGACUGCAGACUCCCCCAAACCCCGACCGCCGGCCUGGCGCGCGGCUGCGCCCACCGGUUCCGCGCUGCUGCUGCUGCUGCUACUGCCGCCGCCGCCGCCGCCGCCACCCCGCCGAUCCGCCGGCCCGCGGGCCUCCCAGGGUAGUGCCCAGCUCAGCCUGCCCGGGCCCAUAGCCCUGGUGCGCCCCGGCCGGGCGUGGAUGGAGGGCGCCGCGCGCGCUGCCCGCUGCUCUGCGUGACGCGGGCCUCGUGCCCCGCGCCCACCAUGUCCUACCCGCAGGGCUACCUGUACCAAGCGCCCGGCUCGCUGGCGCUCUACUCGUGCCCCGCGUACGGCGCGUCCGCGCUGGCGGCGCCGCGCAGCGAGGAGCUGGCGCGCUCGGCGUCGGGCUCCGCGUUCAGUCCGUACCCCGGCUCGGCGGCCUUCACAGCGCAGGCGGCAACCGGCUUCGGCAGUCCGCUGCAGUACUCCGCAGACGCCGCCGCUGCAGCUGCCGCGGGCUUCCCGUCCUACAUGGGCUCGCCAUACGACACGCACACCACCGGCAUGACUGGCGCCAUCAGCUAUCACCCAUAUGGCAGCGCGGCCUACCCUUACCAGCUCAACGACCCCGCGUACCGCAAGAACGCCACGCGGGACGCCACUGCCACACUGAAGGCCUGGCUCAACGAGCACCGCAAGAACCCGUACCCCACCAAGGGAGAGAAGAUUAUGCUGGCCAUCAUCACCAAGAUGACCCUCACGCAGGUCUCCACCUGGUUCGCCAACGCCCGCCGGCGCCUCAAGAAGGAGAACAAGAUGACCUGGGCCCCGAGGAACAAAAGCGAGGACGAGGACGAGGACGAAGGAGAUGCUGCCAGGAACAAGGAGGAGAGUCCCGACAAGGCUCAGGACGGCACAGAGACCUCCGCAGAGGACGAAGGGAUUAGUCUGCACGUCGACUCGCUCACGGACCACUCGUGCUCAGCGGAGUCAGAUGGGGAGAAAGUGCCCUGCCGCCCCGGGGAUCCCUUGUGCGAAUCAGGCUCGGAGUGUAAGGACAAGUUUGAGGACCUGGAGGAUGAGGAGGAUGAGGAAGACGAAUGCGAGCAGGACCUGGCGCCUCCCAAGCCUGUGACCUCCUCUCCGCUCACCGGCGUGGAGGCACCCCUGCUGAGCCCGGCGCCCGAAGUCGCGCCGCGCGGUGGCAGCGGUGGCAAGACGCCCCUAGGCAGCCGGACGUCGCCUGGAGCGCCUCCGCCCCCCAACAAGCCCAAGCUAUGGUCGCUGGCCGAGAUCGCCACUUCGGACCUCAAGCAGCCAAGCUUGGGCCUGGGUUGCGGACCUCCGGGGCUUCCAGCUGCCGCCGCGCCUGCCUCAUCUGGGGCCCCUCCGGGAGGCUCGCCCUACUCAGCCUCUCCGCUGCUGGGCCGCCACCUCUACUAUACGUCGCCUUUCUAUGGCAAUUACACAAACUACGGGAACUUGAACGCCGCGCUGCAAGGCCAGAGCCUUCUGCGGUACAACGCUGCGGCCUCCGCACCAGGCGAGACACUACACGCCAUGCCCAAGGCGGCUAGCGACGCAGGCAAGACGGGCUCGCACCCGCUGGAGUCCCACUACAGGCCUCCUGGCGGCGGCUACGAGCCCAAGAAAGAUGCCAGUGAGGGCUGUGCAGUUGUUGGCGCAGGAGUCCAGCCCUACCUAUAGGAGGGCCAAGCUCAGCAGUGCAAGUAGGUGUCACAAUUGCUUUGGAAAAAAAUAAAUAAAAGUCAGGAGGCCAUUCUCCUUCCCCAAGCUCAUAAGUACACAGAUACAAACCCCAGAUGUGGAAAUCCGGACCACAUUUUGUGCCACUGUAAAGGAGGAUGCGCACUGCACUACCAGCCCACAGACACUAAAGACCGGACACACGUUGUUGGGCAUAUGUGAAUUUAUUGGCAUAGUAUAGCUUCCCCAUGUUUGUGUGACUUUUGGAAACAAUCUGUUUUUUCUCAGGAUAUCUUGAUCACUUCAUUGCCACGGUAUAUAUUCUAUAGGUGUGAUAGGACUUGCUGUAAAAUUUAUUUGUAAAAAAAAUGUACACGGUAGAACUAAUGUGAUUGAAGAACUUAAGUCCUUCAGAAGUGGAAACAAAUUUGAUAUUUAUUUUUAUAAUGAUAUAAAGCUUCUAGUAAUUUAUGCAAGUUGUAUUGCAAUGAAAUCUAAAACUUUUGUAAAUAAAUUCUGCCUGGUUUUUAUUUGAACAUUGCUGGUUAUACAAUCUCUGUUGGUUGUUUAACAUGAAUUCUCUACUAAUUUAUAUCUAAAAUUGUAAAUAAAAACAAACUAGCCUACAAGAAAAUGGUGUUCAGGGCUCAUUUUUACUGGGCAGUGAUUUGGGUAGGAGGCCUAGGGUGGCCAUGGUUCCCCCUCAUCCCGUCCCCCACCGGCAGGUGAUCCUAGCUCAUUUUUUAAAUGAAGAGCCUAGUCAGUGAAAUAAACUUCUUCCUUGAGCUUAUUUGAAAUUCCAGACAGGAGAGGGGAAGGUAUAAAUGUACAAUGGGGAGAUACCUAUGGUUCCAGAUGAUUUACAUACAAAUGUGUUGCAAGAAAAUAAUUCAGAUUUUUUUGUUCUCUGAAUAUGCAAAUCCCUACUUAGUGUAAAUUUCUAAAACCUGGAAAAAUAAAAGGAUAUGCCACCUC